AUGCGACAAGAUAUAGCUCCAGAAGAAUGGAUUCGUCUCGACCGUGAUCAAAGCUUCUCGCAAUGUGAUGAUCCAGUGAAGAGUGACGAGCAGACAUGGCGAUCUGAGAAUGUUGACACACUUAUCCUCUCCAUCGGCACCGCUCUCCCAUCAGAUGCUUGCUCGCAGAGAGACUUCGUCGACUCCUACUUCAGCGAGGCGGAGGAGCACGGGCAAGCUCUCAUCAAGCCAAAGAUGCGAAAACUUUCCGUCUUCGCCUCCAACACUAGCGAGGCCGGAGCUGACAUCCACCUCGCCAAGCUUCUCAAUCUCCGCCACGACGUCCAGAGGCUCGCCAUCUCCUUCCAAGGCUGCGCCGCCGGAGGAACGGCACUCCGGAUCGCUAAAACCAUCGUGGACAGCUCUCCGGGAGCGCGUGUCCUCGUCGCAUGCUGUGAUAUCACAUCGCCGCACAUCGAUCGGCAGAACGAGGAGGACCUCCGCGACGUGUCGAUGAUGAUCAGCACGGUUCUUUUCGGCGAUGGAGCCAGCUCCGUCAUCGUCGGCUCCAGCUUCUCUCUCGAGCUCCAGGAAAAACCACUCUUUGAGAUCUCCUCCGCGGCUCAAGUUCUAGUCCCUGACACCAGCGAGCACAUCACGAUCAAACUCCGGCCCAGCGGCUUGCACGUAGAUCUCUCGCGGGAGGUGCCUCGAGCCAUAUCCACCAACAUUGCCCAAGUUAUGUCUCGAGUUCUUCCGGGCUUCCCGUUCUACAACGAUUUGUUUUGGGCUGUUCAUCCGGGCGGACCAGCGAUCCUGGAUGCUGUCGAGCAAGCUUUGGAGCUCGAUCGCCACAAGCUUGCUGCGAGCAGACACGUUCUUGCCGAGUGUGGAAACAUGUCCUGCGCGGCGUGCCUCUUUGUGAUUGACGAGGUGAGAAGACGAGCGGUGAAAGGUGGCGAAGAUCCAUGCCGGUGGGGAGCUCUUGUGGCAUUUGGACCGGGCAUGACAGUGGAAGCCUUUCUGCUCAAACGCUGUCAAGAAGAAAACGUUUGAGCAAAUGGUUUCCAGAGAAAGCA
Selaginella moellendorffii is the source of this 1058-nucleotide messenger RNA. Its product is annotated as chalcone synthase. The record is from RefSeq and is a predicted model, not a curated record. Gene Ontology annotation, biological process: polyketide biosynthetic process. Lineage: Eukaryota; Viridiplantae; Streptophyta; Lycopodiopsida; Selaginellales; Selaginellaceae. Bases 1 to 1035 code for a protein of 344 amino acids. The transcript is spliced from 3 exons. Gene Ontology annotation, molecular function: acyltransferase activity, transferring groups other than amino-acyl groups.